Momordica charantia (bitter melon) is the source of this 1313-nucleotide messenger RNA. RefSeq names its product alpha/beta-Hydrolases superfamily protein (gene KAI2). NCBI's taxonomy places the organism in Eukaryota, Viridiplantae, Streptophyta, Magnoliopsida, Cucurbitales, Cucurbitaceae. The record is from RefSeq and is a predicted model, not a curated record.
GGAGAAUAAAAAGCUAAAUAACAACUAUACACGUGUUUGAUUUUGAGAGGAGAGGAAUAUAAAAGAAUCACAGAAUUUGUUAAAUAGAACAAUCCGGAAUAUGCUUACGUGGCAUUCGAUUAUUGAGGCGUGGAAUCACUGGAGUCCUUUCACCAAAUUGACUCUUGGCCGUUACAGCGCUGCCGUCGCGAUCGCUCAACAGCAGUAGCACCACUCGACGAAGAAGCUCACAAAUUAAAGCAUAUUAUGGGUCUCGUAGAAGAAGCUCACAACGUCCACGUUGUUGGUUCAGGCCGACAAGUCGUGGUCUUAGGCCAUGGGUUUGGAACCGACCAGUCGGUUUGGAAGCACCUCGUCCCUCAUCUAAUCGCCGAUUACCGAAUCGUGCUGUUCGAUAACAUCGGCGCUGGAACCACCAACCCCGAUUACUUCGAUUUCGACAGAUACUCCACGGUCGAGGGCUGGGCUUACGAUCUCCUCGCCAUUUUACAAGAGCUUCAAAUUACUUCCUGUAUUUUCGUCGGCCACUCACUCUCCGCCAUGAUCGGACUCAUCGCCUCCAUUAUUCGGCCGGAUCUUUUCGUUAAGCUCCUUUUGCUCUCCGCCUCCCCCAGGUAUCUGAACAGCGCGGAGUAUUACGGAGGAUUCGAGGAAGAGGAUAUACAGCAGAUACUGGACGCGAUGCGGUCGAAUUACGAAGCGUGGUGCGCGGGGUUCGCGCCGCUGGCAGUGGGCGGGGACAUGAAAUCGGGGGCGGUGCAAGAGUUCAGCCGGACGUGUUUCAACAUGAGGCCGGACAUAGCGUUGAGCGUGAUGCAGACCAUAUUCGAGAUCGAUACCAGGCCAUUGUUAGGGCUGGUGACGGUGCCGUGUCACAUCUUGCAGAGCGCCAAGGACAUGGCGGUGCCGGUGGUGGUGGCCGAGUAUCUGCACCACAAUAUCGCCGCCAAGUCCAUCGUCGAGGUCAUGGAAUCGGAGGGCCACCUGCCUCAGUUGAGCUCGCCGGACAUUGUAAUCCCGGUGAUUCUCAAACAUGUCCGUCAUGAUAUUGCAGUCUGACUGACUGAGUCACACAUAUAAUUGUGGGUUCCAAAACAUUUGUUGUUGUUUGUAGGUUUGAGGCUUUUGGUCGUUUGGGUGAGAAUUCGGUGGUAUAUGGUUUGAGCUAUGAUAAUUCAGUAUUGUCAGCACAAAAUACUGAAUUAGGUCCCUUACCCGGACCAAAGUAUUUUUCAUUUUUAUUUUAGUUCAUCAAUUAAAACAUAAUAAGUUAAUUUUAGUUCAUAAUCAAUUCAAUAUAAUAAGUUAGAAUA